Messenger RNA from Myotis davidii, 654 nucleotides. RefSeq names its product olfactory receptor 56A3-like. The record is from RefSeq and is a predicted model, not a curated record. NCBI's taxonomy places the organism in Eukaryota, Metazoa, Chordata, Mammalia, Chiroptera, Vespertilionidae. Gene Ontology annotation, molecular function: olfactory receptor activity. Gene Ontology annotation, cellular component: membrane. The annotation marks the transcript as partial. Gene Ontology annotation, biological process: G protein-coupled receptor signaling pathway. The transcript has a single exon.
UCUGCCUGCUUCCUUCAGAUGUUCAUUAUGAACAACUUCCUGCCAAUGGAAUCCUGCACAUUCCUAGCCAUGGCCCAUGACCGCUAUGUGGCCAUCUGUAAGCCUCUGCACUACCCAUCCAUAAUCACUGACCAAUUUGUGGCAAAAGCCAUUGUCUUCAUCUUGAUCCGAAAUACAUUUCUCACUGCACCAAUCCCUAUCCUCUCUGCCUGGCUCCAUUAUUGUGGAAAAAAUAUCAUUGAGAACUGUAUCUGUGCCAACCUCUCUGUGUCCAAGCUCUCCUGUGAUAAAGUUGCCCUUAAUAAAAUCUACCAGUUAAUUGUGGCCUGGACUCUCCUGGGCUCUGACCUCAUCCUCAUCUUUCUCUCCUACACAUUCAUCCUUCGAGCUGUUCUUAGACUCAAGGCAAAAGGGGCAGCUGGCAAAGCUCUGAGCACUUGUGGCUCUCAUUUUAUUCUCAUCCUCUUCUUCAGCACCAUCCUGCUGGUUUUUGUUUUUACCCACAUGGCCAAGAAAAAGGUUUCCCCUGAUAUCCCUGUCUUACUUAAUAUCCUACACCACGUAAUUCCUGCAGCUCUCAACCCCAUUGUCUAUGGCGUACGCACCCAGGAGAUUAAACAGGGGAUUUGGAAAUUAUUAAGGAGAAGUUGGUGA